UCGUAAAGUUCAUAGGUUUAAGAGAAGCGAAGGUUCCGGGCUAGUUUGUGCUUCAGACUUCCACAUUUCCGUUUAGAGUUGGGUGAAGUGGUUAGAACUGAAAGGGAACAGCUGGAGUCAAACAAUUUAACUCAAAUAUCUGGGAACGAUUUCGCGCUGAGGAAGACCCUUUGGGACUUGUAGCUCCACUCCGGGGAACAGACUCGCCGGCCUGACAGUUGCCGGAAGUGAGGCUGCGGGGAAUGGCCGCCGCUGCGACCAUGGCGGCUGCCGCCCGGGAACUGGUGUUGCGGGCAGGGACGUCAGACAUGGAGGAGGAAGAGGGCCCGCUGGCGGGUGGUGCUGGGCUCCAGGAAUCACUGCAACUUGGGGAGUUGGAUAUCACUUCUGAUGAGUUCAUCCUGGAUGAAGUGGAUGUUCACAUUCAGGCAAAUCUGGAGGAUGAGUUAGUAAAGGAAGCUCUUAAAACGGGUGUAGAUCUUCGUCACUAUUCAAAACAAGUUGAACUGGAGCUACAGCAGAUUGAACAGAAAUCCAUUCGGGAUUAUAUUCAAGAGAGUGAGAAUAUAGCAUCUCUGCACAACCAGAUCACAGCCUGUGAUGCUGUCCUGGAGCGAAUGGAGCAGAUGUUGGGAGCUUUUCAGAGUGACCUCAGCUCCAUCAGCUCUGAGAUCCGGACACUGCAGGAACAGUCAGGAGCCAUGAACAUUCGACUUCGAAAUCGCCAGGCAGUUCGGGGGAAACUUGGGGAGCUUGUUGAUGGUCUGGUCGUGCCUUCUGCUCUGGUCACGGCAAUUCUGGAGGCUCCAGUGACAGAGCCCAGGUUCUUGGAGCAGCUACAGGAGCUGGAUGCCAAGGCAGCUGCAGUCAGAGAGCAGGAAGCUAGAGGCACAGCAGCCUGCGCGGAUGUCAGAGGCGUGCUCGAUCGGCUCCGGGUCAAGGCAGUGAUGAAGAUCCGAGAGUUUAUCCUCCAGAAGAUUUAUUCCUUCAGGAAACCAAUGACCAACUAUCAGAUCCCCCAGACGGCCCUGCUGAAGUACAGGUUCUUCUAUCAGUUUCUGCUGGGCAAUGAACGAGCAACAGCAAAGGAAAUCAGGGAUGAAUACGUGGAGACGCUGAGCAAGAUCUACCUGUCUUACUACCGCUCUUACCUGGGGCGGCUCAUGAAGGUGCAGUAUGAGGAAGUUGCUGAGAAAGAUGAUCUAAUGGGCGUGGAAGAUACAGCGAAGAAAGGAUUCUUCUCAAAGCCAUCACUCCGCAGCAGGAACACCAUUUUCACCCUAGGAACCCGUGGCUCUGUCAUCUCCCCCACUGAACUUGAGGCCCCCAUCCUGGUGCCUCACACAGCCCAGCGUGGAGAGCAGAGGUAUCCAUUUGAGGCCCUCUUCCGCAGCCAGCACUACGCCCUCCUAGACAAUUCCUGCCGCGAAUACCUUUUCAUCUGUGAAUUUUUUGUUGUGUCUGGCCCGGCUGCACAUGACCUGUUCCAUGCUGUCAUGGGCCGUACACUCAGCAUGACCCUGAAACACCUGGAGUCCUAUCUCGCUGACUGCUACGAUGCCAUUGCUGUUUUUCUUUGUAUCCACAUUGUUCUCCGGUUCCGUAACAUUGCAGCAAAGAGGGAUGUUCCUGCUCUGGACAGGUACUGGGAACAGGUGCUUGCCUUGCUAUGGCCACGGUUUGAGCUGAUCCUGGAGAUGAAUGUCCAGAGCGUCCGAAGCACUGACCCCCAGCGCCUAGGGGGGUUGGAUACUCGGCCCCACUAUAUCACACGCCGCUACGCAGAGUUCUCCUCCGCUCUUGUCAGCAUCAACCAGACAAUUCCCAAUGAACGGACCAUGCAGUUGCUGGGACAGCUGCAGGUGGAGGUGGAGAAUUUUGUCCUUCGAGUGGCAGCCGAGUUCUCCUCAAGGAAGGAGCAGCUUGUGUUUCUGAUCAACAACUAUGACAUGAUGCUGGGUGUGCUGAUGGAGCGGGCUGCAGAUGACAGCAAAGAGGUUGAGAGCUUCCAGCAGCUGCUCAAUGCUCGGACACAGGAAUUCAUUGAAGAGUUGCUGUCUCCCCCUUUUGGGGGUUUAGUGGCAUUUGUGAAGGAGGCUGAGGCUUUGAUUGAGCGUGGACAGGCUGAGCGACUUCGAGGGGAAGAAGCCCGGGUAACUCAGCUGAUCCGUGGCUUUGGUAGUUCCUGGAAAUCCUCAGUGGAAUCUCUGAGUCAGGAUGUAAUGCGGAGUUUCACCAACUUCAGAAAUGGCACCAGUAUCAUUCAGGGAGCGCUGACCCAGCUGAUCCAGGUCUAUCAUCGCUUCCACCGGGUGCUGUCCCAGCCGCAGCUCCGAGCCCUGCCUGCCCGGGCUGAGCUCAUCAACAUUCACCACCUUAUGGUGGAGCUCAAGAAGCAUAAGCCCAACUUCUGAUGUGCCGGAAACCACCCUGAGAUCUGCCAGUCAUCUCCAUGGACUUCUGCACCCCAUUCCAUACCCUUCUUCACCUGGGGGUCCCCUUUCCAGUUUUUCCCUUGCCUCCCAGGCCCUUAAUAUGGCUUACCUGCCUUCCCUCCCAGCACCUUGCCCAACAGGAUAAGCUGGAUCUCCUUGGCCGUCUAAAUUUCCCAGUGUCUUCAGGUUUCCCAAGACCACUUCCCUGUGGGCUUCCAAAAUGGCCUUUAUCAUUUCUCCAGUCUGUCACCCUCCUUUCCUGCUCCCAUACACCCAAGGCUUGUUUCUUCCCCUGUAAAAACCGUCACUGCGUCAAUCUCUGGUUCACUCAACUAGUCACCAUGUCUUGAGGCAUGAAGCCUCAGCUCUUGGAAUUGCUGGCAAGGGGUGACUGCCUCUGUCAUUGUGUUUUUCAAAGUGAUUUCUGUAGUUUUUUGACCUGAGAUCUGAGCAAUUUGAACACUAACCCCUCCCCUCCUGGCUCAAGAAUUAAUCCCAAGUCAGUAUGCAGAAAAUAAAUAUUUAAUAUGACAUGACACUUCUCCCAUUUCCUUUCUCCUUCCUCCUGAAGGCCUUAAGGUGGCCCCAUCUCUAGAGUGACCUUUCCUUUCUGACUGCUUCCUGGGCUUAUAUCCCUUAUGGCGGGUGUAACCUCUAACCUCUAGCUACUUCCAGGCCAGAGGAGGAAGGUGGCCCCUGGCUAAAGUAGAUGCUGCAAGGGCUGAGAACCAGGCCGCGCAGCCCCAGACACUAUCUCGAGGGCUCCCUUGGGACAAGCCCAAGCUGACUCUGGAAUCCCUCCUCUGUAGCAGCUCCGUAGCUCCUCUGGUUGUGGCUGUCACAGUCCCUUGCCUCCUGGGCUGCAGCAACCAACCCACACCCACAUCGCUGGGGCAGGGGUAGACGAGGCAAAAUUCAUCCACGUCAUCUAUUUGUUUGACUUGGAGCCUUCCUGCUGCCCAUGCCUAUACGCUUCGUUUGACCUUAGGCUCUAGACUGGAGAGACACAGGGACCCCUUUAAGGCCUAAGAGGAAAGGUGCAGUUGAGGAAAAAUGGUUAUUUGGGGAUGUUUCCUGUCUCCUCCACCCCCACGGCCUAAACAUUCCCUUCCCAGGUCCCUGGAGAGUGGUGGAAAGAAAGCGGAUUCUACUCCCCGCCUUAGGCCCUCCGGAUGCGGGUCUAGACCGCCGGCGACCGGAGGUGUCUUGAGGUUCCGCCCCAUAUCUGAGAGCCGCUCUCUGAUUGGCUUGGGAAGCCGUAUCUCAGCGCUUUGGCCUAGCGACUUUGAAAGUGUUUACGCCUGAGACCGAAGUGCAGAGGAGGGCGAGCAGAGGCGGAGAGGAUUGGAGAAUCAGCGAUUUCUGAUUGGCCAGGCGUGUCUUGAGGGCGGGGCCAGAACUGCGUCCUUAAGUGACCUCGCACUUGCUCCGCUCACCCGCUCCGCGUUAUUCAGGGUUUACACCGCCUGACUCACUGCGCUAUGCGUUCCCUCACACCUGCUGGAUGCCAGGCGGCGGUGUGCCAGGCUCUGAGGGGCCGCGAGCUCACCCCAGACGCCAGCCCCGGGAAUCCUCUGCUCCUCCACUUUCCCUUCCCGCUGCUGCUUUCUUGGCUACCCACUCCCAGGUGUCACUCUUGGGGCAUCCAGAUGUUCUGGCAUUUGACCUGACUCCAGCCUAAGCGCGAGGACGGGAGAAAGGCCAAGGAACCCAAAUCCUCAGAGCUGACCGAAAAGCGCGUGUUGUUGAAGUCGCUGAGGGGCAGACGCGCGGAAUGUGAGCCGUGGGGCAAAGGGACAGCUCCGGAGGCUCGAGAUUCCGGAACCCGGGUGAUCCAGAACAGACGAUGAAGAGACAGACUAGCGUGAAAGGGAGCAGCGAUGCCUACACUGACCUCCGGAGGGCAGCAUGAUCAAGGGAAGGAGCUGUUCACGCUCCGCUCAAACCCCCGCGCAGCCUCUGCGGCUUACUCCCGCUUCCCAAGGCUGCGAGGUUCCACCCCCACCACCGCCGGCCCCCGCCGCCCUCUUCGCGCUGAAGCUGCGGAGGGUCUGUUUCUUCAGCCCAAAAUCCUCUGCUCUGUGGUUUAAGAUUCCCAGGCUUAAACUCGUAACUCCUCAAACUUCUCCCACACUUGUUUUGCUGAUGACGGACACAGGGGCCUCACAGACUCAGAAGCAUCUGGAAUCAUUCCGAAGGACAUAACUGUGUCAUUAUCCUCUUUCCCCCUGCUAAUCUCUGAGAACAGUGUCUGUAUAUGGCACAGGGGUUCCUAGUGUUAUAUAGAAGGACUUGGAGAUGUCCUCAUGGGCUGUAACAGCCCCCAGUGCUAUUCAGGGAUCUCUGUCCUUUAAAGAGAUAUCAUUUCCCUUUA
Messenger RNA from Macaca mulatta (Rhesus monkey), 4809 nucleotides. The record is from RefSeq and is a predicted model, not a curated record. NCBI's taxonomy places the organism in Eukaryota, Metazoa, Chordata, Mammalia, Primates, Cercopithecidae.